UUUACGAACCCGGAAAUCAACCGGAAGGGGCAGGAAUAUUUCGCGCCAAAUUGAAACAACAGAGCGGUGUGUCUGAGUGGUGCAAAAGACGCGCAGCAGAGACACGAACCAUCAGACACUACUGUGAACGUUUGAGUUGUUAUUUCUCGGUUAAGCUAACAUGGAGGAGGCCAACAAGCUAAUCGGUACGGGCAAGAAGCACCUGGUUAUGGGGAAAGUGGUGGAGGCGGUGAGCACCUUGCAGGAGGCCUGCGGCAUGCUAGCUAAAAAGUAUGGCGACACAGCAGACGAGUGCGGAGAGGCUUUCUUCUGGUGUGGUAAAGCGCUACUGGAUUUGGCACGGAUGGAGAACUCAGUCCUGGGUAAUGCUCUGGAAGGAGUACCGGAGGAGGAGGAAGAAAAACCCACGGAGUCCAAUGUUGACAGCACAGAAAACAUUGAUGAGAAGACCAGAGAUGAGCUGAGGGUUCAGGUGUAUGACGCCAUGGCAGAAAAGAGAAACGAAGACAUGAAGCAGAGCAAAGAUAAAGAAAAGAACGACGACAUAGAGAAGGCUGAGACUGAUGAGCAACAGGACACGGCAAAGAAAGACGAAGAUGAGGAAAACAAGACCAAUGUUGAUGGCAGCAAGGCUGGUAAUGAGCAACAGGACACUGCAAAGAAAGCGGAAAAUGAGGAAAAGAAAAGCAACGUUGAUGGAAGUAAAUGUGAUGAAAGUGAAGACAAGACGGAAAACGAUAAGGAGGCUGAGAAAGAAUCGGGAGAUGAGGAAGCAGAAGAUGAGGAGGAAGAUGAUGAAAUGGAGGGCGAUGCAGAAGACCAAGUUGAAGGAGAUGGCGCUGCUGAGAAGGACAGUGAGGAUGAGGAGGUGGGAAACCUGCAACUGGCCUGGGAGAUGUUGGAAGUAGCUAAAGUCAUCUACAAAAGGAAAGAGAAUAAGGAGGAUCAACUCAUGUCAGCCCAGACACACUUGAAACUGGGUGAAGUUUCUGCUGAAUCAGGAAAUUACACACAGGCUCUGGAGGAUUUCCAGGAGUGUCUGAAGCUUCAGGUGAAGCACUUGGACUCAGACAGCCGCCUACUUGCUGAGACACACUACCAGCUUGGUCUGACCUAUAGCUUAAAUCUUCAGUACAGCCCGGCCAUCAAGGAGCUGGAGAGUUCAAUCUCUGUCAUAAAGAGCAGGCUGGGUAAGCAGGGUUGGCCACUCCCUCUAACGUUCCCACUUUAUCUGGCAGGCAAACUGCAGGAGCUGCUAGACAAGGCUGAGGGCCCAGAGGCUCUGCCAGAUGAGAGGAAGGAGAUGGAAGAGCUGAAGGCUCUGCUGCCCGAAAUCCAGGAGAAGGUGGAGGAUGCCACAGAGGGUCUGAAAACAGUGGGCACAGCUGCUGAGGCUCUGAAGGGUGUACAGGAUGGAGGCUCUUCCUCUGCAUCCACUAUGCAGAAUGGUGACUCCUCAUCCAGUUCAAAGGUUAACAGCACAUCAACCAGCGGAGUCAGCUCUACCAAUGGACACGCCUCCACAGCUCCGGUCUCUGACAUCUCCCACCUCGUCAGAAAGAAGAGAAAACCAGAGGAGAGUCCAGUGAAAGAGGGCGAUGUUAAGAAGGUGAAGCCGGAUGCUGCUCAGACUAACGGAGUUCACUAAGCCAACGGACACAGUUAACAGUAUGGAAUCGGUGAUGCUGGACUCCUGCCUGCUUGUUUUCAUCCAUCCAAGAAGGGAUUCACAAACUGCCACUUCCUUCCAACUGUUGCUACACUUGUUUGCUUCUGUAAAUAUGUGUCUUUUUUCUACUUCUGUUAUGUUAGUGUGUUCACAUAUGUAACCUAUUAAAUUCAAUAAAGAAUAUUAUUUGAUAAA
This is a messenger RNA of Micropterus dolomieu (smallmouth bass), 1864 nucleotides long. RefSeq names its product nuclear autoantigenic sperm protein-like. Gene Ontology annotation, biological process: CENP-A containing chromatin assembly; DNA replication-dependent chromatin assembly. Gene Ontology annotation, molecular function: histone binding. Gene Ontology annotation, cellular component: nucleoplasm. The record is from RefSeq and is a predicted model, not a curated record. NCBI's taxonomy places the organism in Eukaryota, Metazoa, Chordata, Actinopteri, Centrarchiformes, Centrarchidae.